GCAGCUAGCAGUGAGAAAACCAAUGAUUAAAUGCAUUGAGCGCGUUAAACCAAUCUCUCCGCGUUAAUGGAAGUUUUACUGUUUAUUUGGGUUAACCUUUUCUAAGACCGCGCGCCAGUCUUUGCGCGGGCUACGAGGCGAACGGGCUUCCCGCUCUUGACUUUGACACUUCAUUUGGCGGGAAAACUACCAUAGACAACACGGCGCCUAGUGAACUUUAGUUAUAAUUUCCGGUCAAAACACGUGGAAGUGUAAAACAGCCGUUAUUUUUUUGGCUUUCGGUGUUUUUUUUUAAAUAUGAUUAGUGAUAAGAUUGGAUUUAUUGUUGAGAGGAAGGAGAAAGAAAAGUGCGGCUACGACAAUGCGGGAUUCAUGUAUACGGAGAAGGAAAAAGUCCCGAAUAGGCGCACAGACGGGAUGGCGAAUAUUGGCGUGUCCCAUGAUGUGCUGGUGGAGUCCCGUGACACCGGACGCAAGCUGCCGCAGUACAUCGCUGCACUAGCAGCGACCCUGGGCGCGCUCGCGGCCGGUACCAUGCUGGGCUGGUCAUCGCCCGUCAUCUUCAAGAUCAAGCAGGAGAACAGCACCGACUAUGACUUCUCAGUCUCCGAGUCGCAGGGCGACUGGGUCUCCUCCAUGGUCAACCUCGGCGCUGCGGCGGUUUGCUUCCCCAUAGGCCUCAUAAUGGACUCUAUAGGCCGGAAGAAAACCAUGUUGUGCCUAGUAAUACCCUUCACUAUCGGCUGGCUGCUGAUCAUCUUCGCUUCAAACAUAGCUAUGCUGAUGGCGGGUAGAUUCAUCACCGGCAUAGCCGGAGGAGCCUUCUGUGUCACCGCGCCGGCGUACACUAGCGAAAUCGCACAGGAUUCUAUCAGAGGAACGCUCGGAAGCUUUUUCCAACUGAUGAUAACUGUCGGUAUCCUAUUCGCCUACGCCGUGGGAAGCUACGUCUCGGUACUAGUGUUCAACGUUCUCUGUGGCAUAAUCCCUCUCAUCUUCGGGGUUGUCUUUUUCUUCAUGCCAGAGAGUCCCAAUUUCUUAGUCGUGAAGAAUCGCCCCGACGAAGCGCGCGAUGCCCUAAUUCGACUCCGCGGCAGGAACUACGACGUCGACACGGAGUUGAAUAACAUGCGAGCGAAGGCCGAAGAGUCGAGGAACAACCCAGUGUCUUUUACUAACGCUAUAACUAAGAAGACUGCGUUGAAGGCUCUAUUGAUCUGCUACUCGCUAAUGUUACUCCAGCAACUGUCCGGAAUCAACGCCGUGAUCUUCAACACGUCGGACAUCUUCGCGGCGGCCGGCGCGGCCAUCCCGGCGGCUAUCGCCACCAUCAUCAUUGGCGUCAUCCAGGUGGUCGCCACCCUCACGUCCAGUCUCGUGGUCGACAAACUCGGCCGACGAAUCCUUCUGCUCCUGUCCGCGCUGGUCAUGUGCGUGUGCUCGACCGCUUUGGGCGUAUUCUUCUUCUUGCAAACGAUUCAUGGAGCGGACGCGCCGAUAGUGCAGCAGAUCUCGUGGCUGCCUCUGGUGGCGCUGUCCCUUUUCAUUAUAGCGUUCUCGCUCGGAUUCGGACCUAUUCCCUGGAUGAUGGCCGGCGAGCUGUGCACUAUCGAUAUCAAGGCGUUUGUCGGCUCGACCGCAGGUACCCUCAACUGGCUGCUCGCGUUCACCGUGACCAGCACCUUUAAUUCCCUGAACGCUUCCAUCGGCCGGGGGCAGGUGUUCUGGCUGUUCGCAGGCAUUAUGCUAAUCGGGUUUGUAUUCAUCUUCUUCAUAGUGCCAGAGACCAAGGGCCGUAGUGAGGACGAAAUCCAGGUACUGCUCGGCGCGGAGCCGCGGCAACGCGUCGAGGAGAAGAAAUAAAUAGACUGCAUUUACUAUUUUGUACUGACUUGAGGCGUUUCGCCGUCGAAGACCACUCUUAGUUUGAAUUAAUUUCUAAUCUCGAAAUGCUUUUGGACAUAUUUAACUAUUCUUAUUAAAAAAAUAUCCCAGAUGACCAUGCUAUGUUAAAUAUUUUGUCUCUAAGUGUAAUGGGAAAUAGCAAAUAUAGCUCAAGAAAAUACAUUUUGAGGUUAUGAUUUUAUCAGACGUGGGUGGAUCUUAGCUUCUUUGGCCAAGAAUGCUUUGACGUGUGACGUAUAUUUAUUGUGUGCGAGUACCAAAGACUUUUGUCCCUUCGGCCCUGCCCCGCGGCCGCUUAAUUAAGUCCGAUGUUGAAUUUAUUUAGUUUUAAAGUAUUUAUUAUUAAAAUAUAUAUUUAAUGUUGUUUGAAUGUUUGGCAGCUAGCUCGUUGUGUCAGUUGCGUGGUGUGUAAUAUGAAAUUCGUUUAUAAAGUUCAUUUUUUUCUCUGGUCUUAUUUGGUUGUUACUUGUUACUAGCCUCAAAAAGCAAUAUUUUUGUUAAUACAACUAGUUAUUUGUGUGUCACUUAUAAAUUGUAUAAAUAAGAAAAUAGCUGUUUUAGCCAAAUAUUAACCAAGAAACGUUUAUUUUGAGGUUAGUUGUGUUUCUAAAUAAGUCAAGUAAAAGAAAAUGGCUUUAUGAUCAUUGACAGACAGCAGAAUCCUAAAGGCGUAAUUUUAUUAUACGUGACGCAAUGUUUUAUAAUAAAUUCUACUUACCUUUAUACUAUGAAUACAAAAAAACUAGGUACUGAACGGAUUUAGUAGGUAGGUAAUAGUUUUUGUGUUAAGAGGAAAGGGGACGGACGUUUCUCCAUACAAACGUAGUCCCGAUUUUUCUUUCUGGAUAUGACAGUAUGGAAUUUUUUUAAUAUAAUUGGAUGUAUAUGAACCAUAGCUAUGCCCCUACGUUUGACUUUUUUCGAUUUUUUUAUUAUGGUAAAAAUUAGGAGCGAAAAACAGAUUUCAUACAAUUUUUAAAAAUAAUUCAAAAAUCAUGUCAAAAUAUUUACAACAAAUUGUGUCAAAAUAUUUUCAAUAAUUUUAAUAUCCAGAGAGGAAAAUGAGGACUACGUUUGUAUGAAAAGGUGAUUUCUCACGGGUCCUCCACUUUCGUCUUAAGCUAAGCUUUAAAAGACCAACGGCAGGCCGUAGGAAUCAUUCCAUAUACCACGUCGUUGCUAUAUCAAGGUGAUAUUGUACUGUACAUCCAUAUCAUCCAAUAUUAAUCAAUACAAAAAUAUGUAUAAUCAGUAGACACUAGACCCACUGGAGUUGUAAAUUUUAACAAUGUCGUGCAAAUUAUAAAACCCUAAAAAAACGCUACGAAAUGUUCAUCGUAGUUUUAUAUGAAUAUAGAGGAAAGGUAUUGUUACAAUAAUAUAUUUUGAGAUAAAAUUACAUUUCAAUUAUGCUAGUAGGAAAAUAUUUAAACCUUAUAGGGUAAUAUAUUGAUGAGAUCACAAGUGAAUGAUAUUACUUAUAGUUAUGUAAUUUAUAUUAAUAAUAUUAUAACUAUUUUUUUUUGUUAGCGUCUAAAUAAACGGUGUGUUGCCGCUCUUAUCUAAAAGUGAAGAAAAGCAAAUUAAAAACACGUAUAUAGAUGGCGCUAUGGGCACAUCCAGCUACCACAUAAAGCAUAGAUUGUGCUCAAACCAGGGACCGCUACCGGUAUAACCCAAAAUCAAAAUAACACAUAGCAUUCGCAAUAUUUCUCUGAUAUUCUAGAAUUAUAUUUAGUUGAGGGCAAUGUGUUAUCAGAUAAGCUAAUUGAAAUGCAAAAAUAUACAUAAACAACCGAUAUAACGAAAUUGAAUACCGGUUAAUUUGUACGAAACAAAUACCGGUUUUCGGUCCCUGGCUCAAAGAGGUCUUGGUCCUGUAUGUUUCACUAUUGUGCAUUUGUGAAUUUUAACAUGUUGUCAAUGUAAAACUUAGCCAACGAGUCAAGAUUAACUUUGACAUAUUAUUUUACAUCUUUAUUAGUCUUUAUUUUCUUUUUAUCUUACGUAAUUUUUAUCUUGACUCAUUGGCCUUAUUUUGAAAAUAUUUGAUGGUAUGUUUAAGAAUUACUAUUUAAAAUCGAUGUUCGUUUUACUUGUACAAUUGCCAAUACAAUUUGCCAUAGCAACAAAAAUUUGCAAUUUGAAUAUGUAUAAUAUUUUAAGUUAUGACAACGAUUUCAUACUUUUGUACUAUGGUUUUAGUUAUUUACCUAAAUUUUGAGAUUUAUUUGCGAGUUACUUUAGCGUUAAUGUUAAUUUGACUAUCUGCGUUAGUAGCCGCAUGCUGUGAGUUAAUUUAAUUAGAUGUAAGUUAACUACAAUUUAUUUACAGAAUUAAAAUAUUGAAUAUGAAAU
Cydia strobilella is the source of this 4263-nucleotide messenger RNA. RefSeq names its product facilitated trehalose transporter Tret1 (gene nebu). The coding region runs from base 298 to 1863 and encodes 521 amino acids. Gene Ontology annotation, cellular component: membrane. Gene Ontology annotation, molecular function: sugar transmembrane transporter activity. The record is from RefSeq and is a predicted model, not a curated record. Gene Ontology annotation, biological process: transmembrane transport; carbohydrate transport. NCBI's taxonomy places the organism in Eukaryota, Metazoa, Arthropoda, Insecta, Lepidoptera, Tortricidae. The transcript has 3 exons.